Molecule: messenger RNA, 1302 nt
Organism: Castor canadensis (American beaver)
Lineage: Eukaryota; Metazoa; Chordata; Mammalia; Rodentia; Castoridae
Source: RefSeq, a predicted model, not a curated record
CAGCCUAGUCCAGGCAAGCUCUGGCACCUGCUGCUCUCAAGAAACCUCGACACGAUGGUGUUCUCAUUUUGGAAGGUGUUCCUGAUCCUAAACUGCCUUGCGGAUCAAGUUAGUAUGGUGCAAGUGACCAUCCCAGACAGUUUCGUGAAUGUGACUGUUGGAUCUAAUGUCACUCUUGUCUGCAUCUACACCACCACUGUGACUUCCCUGGACAAGCUUUCCAUCCAGUGGUCUUUCUUCCAUCAGAAGGAAAUGGAGCCAGUUUCUCACGGCCCGUGCCUCAAUACUGAGGGUAUGGAGGAAAAGACAGUCAGUCAGUGUCUAAAAAUGGCGCAUGCAAGAGACGCUCGGGGACGAUGUAGCUGGACCUCUCAGAUUUACUAUUCUGAAGGUGGCCAAGCUUCAGCCAUAGGGAAAUUCAAAGAUCGAAUUGUAGCAUCCACCAAUCCAGGAAAUGCAUCUAUCACUAUAUCCCACAUGCAGCCAGCAGACAGUGGAAUGUACAUCUGCGAUGUUAACAACCCUCCGGAUUUUGUCGGCAAGAACCAAGGCAUCAUCAACGUUACCGUGUUAGUCAAACCUUCUAAGCCCUUUUGUAGCAUCCAAGGAAGACCGGAAACAGGCCACCCUAUUUCCCUGUCUUGCUUUUCUGCACAUGGAACACCUUCUCCAGUGUACUACUGGUACAAACUUGAGGGAAGAAACACCGUACCAGUGAAAGAAAGCUUCAACUCAGUCACUGGGAUUUUCGCUAUUGGGAAUCUGACAAAUUUUGAACAAGGUUAUUACCAGUGUACUGCCAUCAACAGCCUCGGCAACAGUUCCUGUGAAAUUGAUCUGACCUCCUCACAUCCAGAAGCUGGGAUCAUUGUUGGUGCCUUGGUUGGUACUCUGAUAGGUGCUUCCAUCAUUGUCUCUGUGGUGUUCUUUGCAAGGAACAAAGCAAAGGCAAAGGAAAGGAAGAGGAAUUCUAACACCACGACAGAACUUGAACCAAUGACAAAGAUAAACCAAACCAGAGAGAGUAAAGCAAUGCCAACUGAAGAUGCUGUCCAGCUAGAAGCAACUCUGCCACACAACAUUCAUGACAUAGACCCUACUACUAUCUUGGAGCCGGACCAUGAGCCUAACCCACAGCCAGAGCCUGCUGCACAGCCUGUCCCAGGACUGGAGCCUAUGCCAGUGUCUGAGCUUGAGAUGGAUCCGGAGCCAGAGCUGGAGCCAGUGCUAGAACCAGAGCUAGAGCCUGAGGUUUUAGUUGAGCCCCUGCAUGAUGAGGGAAGGGGUGUGGUUAAGACAUAG